AUGCAGACAAAUUAUGGGUUUAAGCUGACAUAUAAUAAGGUUUGGAGGUCUAGGGAACAAGCCUUAAUGGCGGUGCGAGGAGCAGUGGAGGAAUCAUAUAGAAAAUUGCCAUCAUACCUGUUCAUGUUGGCGAAGAAUAACCCAGGUACCAUAAUUGACAUUCAGACGGAUGAGCAUGGCCAUUUCAGAUAUAUGUUCAUGUCUCUAGGCUACUCAAUCAGAGGUUUCAGGUAUUGUCGUCCAGUAUUGUGCGUCGAUGCCAGUUUUCUUAAACACAAGAUUGAAGGUCAACUAUUGGUUGCGAUUGCAUUAGAUGCGAAUGAACAACUAUUUCCCGUUGCUUUUGGCGUCGUUGAUUCGGAGAAUAAUAACUCUUGGACAUAUUUCAUGCAACAAUUAAGAGUGGCAAUUGGAUUAGUCCCGGAUCUCAUCUUCGUAUUUGAUAGACACUCAAGUAUUUUCAAUGCCUUAAAUGCUAGGAAAUAUCCCAUAUCAACAUUGGCUGAGUAUUUACGAAUGACACUACAAGAAUGGUUUCAUGAUAUAAGAGAAAAAGCUUCCAACCACACAGAACAUUUAUCUCAAUAUUAUGAAAAGUUCUUACGUGAACAAGCCGAGAAGGUCAGAUUCUACAACGUUAAUCCGCUUAGAAGAUUCGAGUUUCAUGUGAAUGACGGUGAACAUGAUUUUCAAGUUGAUCUCCAAACUCGAACUUGUACAUGUGGGGUAUUUGAUCUAUCUGGUCUUCCUUGUAAACAUGCCCUUGCUGCUGCCCAUUCUCGGAAAACUAUUCCAUAUGAGUACUGCUCAAGGUUUUUCACACCUGAAGCGUGGUGCAUGGAAUAUGUAGAUACAUGUUAUCCAGUUUGCAAUGAAGGUUCUUGGGAUAUUCUAGAAAAUAUCAAGGAACCAGUUUGUCUAAAACCCCCCGUCAAGGUUAAGAAGGGUCAGACAACAGCAAAGCGUAGGUCAUCACAAGGUGAGCCUCGUAAGGAACAGAGACAGUGCAACUCAUGUGGCGGUUGA
Impatiens glandulifera is the source of this 1026-nucleotide messenger RNA. RefSeq lists its product as uncharacterized. The record is from RefSeq and is a predicted model, not a curated record. The transcript has 3 exons. Bases 1 to 1026 code for a protein of 341 amino acids. NCBI's taxonomy places the organism in Eukaryota, Viridiplantae, Streptophyta, Magnoliopsida, Ericales, Balsaminaceae. Gene Ontology annotation, molecular function: zinc ion binding.